This is a messenger RNA of Ceratitis capitata (Mediterranean fruit fly), 1376 nucleotides long. It is a transcript of the gene mRpL37, whose product is annotated as 39S ribosomal protein L37, mitochondrial. Lineage: Eukaryota; Metazoa; Arthropoda; Insecta; Diptera; Tephritidae. Gene Ontology annotation, cellular component: mitochondrion; ribosome. The record is from RefSeq and is a predicted model, not a curated record. The transcript has 5 exons. Bases 86 to 1300 code for a protein of 404 amino acids. Gene Ontology annotation, biological process: translation. Gene Ontology annotation, molecular function: structural constituent of ribosome.
UGUUAUCGAUUGUACUUUAAGCCUAUCAAUUGCACCUAAAUACCAAAAUAGAGAAGUCGAGCAAUAUUUAUGAUAUAAUAUAAAAAUGCGGUUUACAAAUAGUUUGUGGGCGCAACAUUUAGGAUGGACAUUCAAGAGACAUUGGUUAGUUCAAGGAAAAAGAAUACCUCGUGAUACCGGAGCUGCCGCAGAGUUAGAAAAAUGUGGAAAAUUGGUUAAAAGCUUUGAUUUAGUGGAGUCGCAAAAAAAGUCAAUUCAACAUGAAAGAUUACAUGCGUUUGAAAAAGAAAAAGAUACACAUGACCGAUUGCAAGCAACGCCGGGAUAUUUAUUUGGUAACAACAAUGUGUUGGUGGAAGGAUUGCCCCAAGCUCUUUUGCUUACUAAAACCAUUGAGAUAUCUGAUUUACCAGAGAGCCUACAACAGUCUGUUAAUAAUAUUCAAUUCACGGCGUUACAGGAACGUGGUAUCAAAAUGGCAAUUUUGGGUUCCAAUGUAUUUUCCGCAGAUCAAGCAAAACUGCCAAAAAAGCGAAGUCACCUACGUCCUGAAUAUAAUCUGCCACGAGAGUAUAGUAUUCCAAAGGAACGAAAAAUAACAUUGUUGUUAAACAAACUUCUAACGGAAUGUGAAAAAUAUGCUGGCCCGAAUAUAACUUCCCAACGCCGCUUAGUCAAUAAUGUUAAUUUUAACGUUACCGUGCUAAAAAAUGAAACUUUAUUGCAAUUUGGAAUUGACGCCCAGAAGAUGAUUACUUCAAGUCGUCCUAUUAAGCCAAUCAAAGGCAAAUAUGAUGGAGAACUGCCAGAUUUACAUCCUUUGAAAUGUACAAUAUCCCUACCCAAACACAGCAUAUACGCGAAUGAAACAAGUUAUCCAUUUAGCACGAACUUAGGUUGCUCCCAUCCCCAUACAAUAUUUCUGCAGUUCGAUAACGAGAAAGUAAAAAAUAUACAUGAUGUGGAAGUGACUAAUUCUCAAUUUCAAAGUCGGAACAUGUUAAAAGCAUUUAGUGUAGCCGCAGCGAGAGCUAGACAGCUUUAUGGCAAUACCGCUGUUGAUUUUUCUAACCCCAUCGUUGUUCAAAGUAUACAGACAGAUGGACGUACUUUUCAUUUUGGCGUAUUCCAAUUAAACACCUUACGUCUUGAUGACUCGGAAGGUGUUAAGAAUUAUUGGUUUAACACAUGCAAUCAGGAUCUAUUUCAUACAUGUCAAUAUGUUACUGGAAAGCCGGUUUUGGAGGAUUUCAAUAGGGAUGUUCUUCGAUACUUGUAUGCAUUCUAUUGCAAUUCAUAAUCGAUUAAAGGAUGUAAUUCCAUAUAUAUGUAAAUAAACUUGAACAUUUACACAUAUGACACAAUACAGAAAUCAA